UGCGCUGGGUAGGGACAAAGAGAAUAGUUAGCGAUGAGUUUCUUUGGAUAGCUGUCUUACCCAGAUUUUGAUGAUCUUUCUCUCUUGCGUCCCAUAAUUUGGUGUCUGUGUAUGGUGUGGAAAGUAGACAUCUUCUAGCUGUAGGACAUAAACAAGAAUGACCACACGUUACAUAGAGUAGACAAUGGACUCUGAAGGUACUGUGGCUGCGGAUGAGCUGAAGAAACAGCAGGCUGUCCUCCCAUAGAUCUCAGCUGCCCUGGCAAGACUCUUUUGCUUCCCCUGCAAAAAAGGAGCCAAAAGUAGAGAUGACUGGAGCCGUUGUGUCCGUGUGUCUACUUUACGUCCUGUCUGUCUGUUCAGCCUGCUACAUCUCCAACUGUCCCAUCGGGGGCAAGAGGUCCAUAAUGGACGCUCCACAGCGCAAGUGCAUGUCUUGUGGGCCAGGGGAGCAGGGCCGCUGCUUUGGCCCCAGUAUCUGCUGUGGGGAGGAUGUGGGCUGCUGGAUGGGCUCCCCGGAGACGGCACACUGCAUGGAGGAGAACUACCUGCCCACCCCCUGCCAGGUGGGAGGGAGACCCUGUGGAUCUGAUACAGCACGCUGUGCCUCACCGGGAGUCUGCUGUGACUCAGAGGGCUGCAGUGCGGAUCAAUCUUGUUUCGCUGAGGAGGAAGGCGACAAUCAAAUCGGCCAAUCAGAGGGCAGCAACUCUGCAGACGUCAUCCUCAGGCUCCUGCACUUGGCUGACCACACGCCUCCUCAUAGAGUCCACCAAUGAGCUGCAAGUGACACCAGGGUUCCACCGGGGUCACUUGAGAGAUUGGUUGAUAGGAUUUGUAGUUCAAAGUUAGGAUUUAUAGUUCAAAGUUACCUAGAUGUAGUUCAUAGUUCACCCACCCAUUUACUGACCUUCUUCAGUAUAUAUUGGCAACCUCACUGGAUGGGACCUAGCUAAGAAUUUAACUCUGUGUUUGACAUUUAAUGUGUAUCAAAACACUGGAGUUAAAUUCUUAGCUAGGACCCUGAGCACUCCUCUGUAGAUUGCCUUUAUAUUGCAUACUUAAAUAUUGUAGCUAUAUACUGUAUGUACAGAAAUAGCUGUAACAAUUCUAAUACGUGUAAAGAGUCCAAAUGUGUAUGUUAAUAAAGCUUGUGCGAGUAUG
Molecule: messenger RNA, 1164 nt
Organism: Oncorhynchus mykiss (rainbow trout)
Lineage: Eukaryota; Metazoa; Chordata; Actinopteri; Salmoniformes; Salmonidae
Source: RefSeq, a predicted model, not a curated record